Cinclus cinclus is the source of this 8377-nucleotide messenger RNA. It is a transcript of the gene ABHD13, whose product is annotated as abhydrolase domain containing 13. Gene Ontology annotation, cellular component: membrane. The record is from RefSeq and is a predicted model, not a curated record. The coding region runs from base 2955 to 3968 and encodes 337 amino acids. NCBI's taxonomy places the organism in Eukaryota, Metazoa, Chordata, Aves, Passeriformes, Cinclidae. The transcript has 2 exons. Gene Ontology annotation, molecular function: palmitoyl-(protein) hydrolase activity.
AUGGGGCAAGUCCAUGACUGGUUGUUGUAGUCUAGGAACGGAAACAGUCUUGUCUAGAGAGGAUCAGGUUUGUCCAGGUGGUGGGUUGAUGGGUCUGCUGUUUCUCAAGUUGACCACAUCAGGCACCAAAGUCAAAAUACACUGUUCUCCCACUCUUAUGCCUUUUCCAGAUUGUGCUAGCCCCUAUUAGUCACAAAAUUAGAGAUGCAAGAAACAUGUGUUACAUGUCCUAAUUCAUGACAGAGUAUUUGCAGCAUAAGAUGUUACAUUGUAAACUGCUUGAAAGGUUUAUAACUUCCUAUCCAGCACACCAGGAGUGGGAAAUAAAAACCAAGGAGAGAAUUUUGUGUGUGUUGUCUUGCAGUAUGUUGAACCUUCUCAAAUCUCAUACACUUCAAAAAGUGCUGACCUUACUUCUCACUGAAUGUUACUAUGUUAGCUUACCCUUUUGAUUUCUGUUCUUCAAGUAGAAAUUUUGUUCUGUUUGUAUCAUCUUCUGCUGUCCAAGAUAGUGUUUGGAAGGUUUGUUGCUUUGACUUCUGUGGAAGGUGUGGGUUGUACGUUUAUUGAGAAUGAGAUUGUAUUGAUUUGAUGUAGAGUCUCUUCUAGGCCUGUCUGCUUGUUUGAGAAACCAUCCUUUUCUGCUCUAGUGGUCUUUUAAUUGGUAUUGGAAGGUGGGGAGGAACCUAGGAAAAAUUUUUUUAUCUUAGUUUGCUAGCUAACAAAUCUUGCAACAAGAUAUGAAGGCCUGGCAAUUAAUGGAACCAGUGAAGUUUCACACAGCUGAGAAAAACACUUAGUAAUGUAAUUGUUCAAUAUUGCAGAGUAGUCAGCUUUAUUUAAAUAUGCAGUGAAACAUUUAUGGCUGUGUAGUUUGCUCUGUAGUCAGCUACUUACUGUAUGUUGAACUUUAGUUGUAGAAUGCACUGGCUUUGCAAUUCCAGUUGCAAAGUAUUUGUAUAUACCUAUAUGUACACCUAUAUAUGUAUAGAUACACGUAUAUAUGUUUGUACGCCUAUGUAUGUAUAUGCAUCAGAAGUAUUUGCACAGCAGCACUAUCUCAGUUAGUAAAAUACUUUGAUAAUACUAGCCUGCUGAAAUAAAAAUAGAAGUGGUGCCCUUUUCAGGAAACUAAUAUGGCUUGCAAAAUCAGCUGUGGGUAUCAGUCUCCAAAUAAUAAUCCUUAGUGGGAGAGCCAUUGCAAAACUUUAUCACUUGAAGUGAGAAUUUUUUUUUAGUGCUUUGUCUCUUAGAUUUGUUUAACAGUGGUUCUCUUGUGAAUAUCUUGUUGAGAAAGUAUUUUUGAAGUUUCUUUGAAUUUUGUAAGAAAGCAAAAUGUUGUAUAAUGUAGUUAAGGAGAAUGCUUUUACUGUCUCAUUAUCAAUGCUCUUAUAGUCUUGAAAUGUAAUGCAGGCAGUGUUUGUUAACUUCUUUAGGAAGUUCUCUUAGAAAUUGAAGUAGCUACUUUAUGUGUCUUCUAAUCAUUGUGAGUUGUUUUCAAGAGAAAUGGAUCACAGGAAUUAAAUUUUCUUAUAGACAGUAUUUGUGCAUACUUGGCUAGGGAUAUUAAACACGAAAUUAAUAUAAGAAAAUAAAGUUGAGAACUGUUCUUUUAGACUACUUUAUAUUUCACCAGUUUUAUGUAUUUGGAGUAGAUACACUAUAUAAAAGUUAAUAUCUCAUUGGUUUUGGUUGAUACAUGAAUCUUAAGAUGUGAUAUACUUAUUUCUGAUUUAAUUCUAAUUUUUUUGCAUAAAAUAGAGAUGGUUUUUCCUGGUCAGAUGGGGUGCUUAUACCUGUGGAAUGCAAAGGCUGCACUUUUUAUUCCUUGAGCAUACCAAGAUGGCUGGUAUAAAAUGCUUGGAUGCAUCAUCUCUGUGUGUCAGACUCCUCUGGAGUUUGAAUUCAGACUAUUUCAGUACUGUAUCCUUUUAGGAGAUUAUAACUUUGUGUCUAAAGUGUGACUAUUAUCUACUGUAUAGCUUAGUGUUCUAAAACAAGUGAGUUUGUCAUCUCCCUUCCAGGUAGUGUGAUUAUUCAAUUCAGUGGUGACUGAAUGGUUACUGUAGUUUUUGUGUAGGCUUAGCAGUUUUUGUCUGUUUCCAUAUGAACCAGGAGUGAAUUCUGUGAGGUUUUGUAUGGAUGCUGGGAGAUAUAAAUUUUGCUUGGAAAGCAGGUUUCAUCUGUUACCAUUAACAUCACUCUCCUCAUUUUAUGCUGUAUGUAUGUUUUUGUCAUGAGUCUGUUUUCAUGUUUAGUAUUUUCAGCAAUGCUUUUUAUUGACCAGGGAGUAAUGUAGUUAACUGACUGCUUUCAGUUGUCUUGCAUGAUGAUAAAAUCUUCCAUUCAGCUAAAGACUUACUGUGGAUUACUGAUCUGAUAGUGGAAAAUUGUUAUAAAUCAGAAGCAAUCAAAAUAUAGCAAAAAUGCAACUGCCAUGUGGUAUCUUAUUGUAGAGGAGUCUCUUCUGAGCAGUUCAGGUGUUGCUCUGUAACCACAGUUGAUUGAAAUGCUGAAAGACAGUCACUGACCCAUACCAUUGAUGCGAUACGUGGUGAGCCUCCAGUGGCUGCAGAGUGAUGUGCACAGGUUUACUGUAUGCUACUUAGCAACUUAGAAAUAAAGGCUAUUUUUAUUCGUGUUCUCUGAAUUCUAGAAUUACUUCAAUGAGCAGCUUUGACAAACUGGUGAAACUGUAUGGUUGUUCUCUUGCUUAGUAGGAAAGUCUGAGGGAAAGCAGAAGUUACUGAGGUCAGUCAACCAAUCUUCUAGUGCUGUUAAUGGACUGCCUGCAGCAAUACUGUAAAUGGGAUUUUGAAGGGCUCUAAAGCUAUUUCUUAUGAUUGCAUUUCUUCUUGUUUUACAGGGUCAAAUGGUUUCCAAAAGGGAGCUUGCCACAAAUUUUAUAUUAAUGCUCCAGAUUUACUUGGAGUAAAAGAUCACUGACUUCUACAAUGGAAAAAUCAUGGAUGCUUUGGACCUUUGUUAAAAGAUGGCUACUAGCUUUGGCUUCCUGGUCUUGGAGUCUCUGCCGUAUUUGUCUUUUGCCCUUGAUAGUGACUUUUCACUUGUAUGGAGGCAUUAUACUCCUUAUACUAAUAUUUGUAUCAAUAGCGGGUAUAUUAUAUAAAUUCCAGGAUGUUCUGCUUUACUUUCCUGAACAGCCCUCUUCAUCACGCCUUUAUGUUCCUAUGCCUACUGGUAUACCGCAUGAAAACAUCUUCAUCAAAACCAAAGAUGGUGUUCUUCUCAAUCUUAUUCUGCUGAGAUACACAGGGGACAAUGCAGCAUAUUCUCCAACCAUCAUUUACUUUCACGGGAAUGCAGGCAACAUUGGCCACAGGCUGCCAAAUGCUUUGUUAAUGCUGGUAAACCUGAAAGUAAACUUAAUUCUGGUUGAUUAUAGAGGUUAUGGCAAAAGCGAAGGAGAAGCAAGUGAAGAGGGCUUGUACUUAGAUUCUGAAGCUGUCUUAGACUAUGUGAUGACUCGGUCUGAUCUUGAUAAAACAAAAAUUUUUCUUUUUGGCCGUUCCUUGGGGGGAGCAGUAGCUAUUCACUUAGCUUCUGAAAAUUCCCAUAGGAUUUCUGCCAUCGUGGUGGAGAACACCUUUCUUAGCAUCCCAUACAUGGCCAGCACUUUGUUCUCUUUCUUUCCAAUGAGAUAUCUUCCUUUAUGGUGCUACAAAAAUAAAUUUCUAUCCUACAGAAAAAUCUCUCAGUGCAGAAUGCCUUCACUCUUCAUCUCUGGGUUGUCUGACCAGUUAAUCCCACCUGUUAUGAUGAAGCAACUUUAUGAACUAUCCCCAGCUCGGACUAAGAGAUUGGCAAUAUUUCCUGAUGGAACUCACAAUGACACUUGGCAGUGCCAGGGUUAUUUCACUGCACUUGAACAGUUCAUCAAAGAAGUAAUAAAGAGUCACUCCCCUGAAGAAAUGGUGAAAACAUCAUCUAACGUAACAAUAAUAUAAUUGAUAUUCUUCUUUCGGGGUGGGGUGGGGCAAGUACCUGCACUGUAACUUGAUUUGUGAUAAGUGAUAAAAGAAUGUCUGUUUUUAAAUGUAUGUCAUGUCUGUACUUGCCUAAAGAGUGAAAUUAAACUUGGAAAAGGCUGAUAUUUUAUUAAGGUGUUCCAGAUAACUUUUACAUUUGCAGCAUUGUAAAUGAACCAUUUUAUGUCUUUCUCAUACUUUUUUGGUAUCUCUGUCCAUAUAUUCCAUUUGUUUGAUAUGUACAACAGAUGCUAUUAAAGAAACUUGCUACAAAAGUAGUACAGAAUGUAUUUAGAACAUGGGGAGGCUCUCUGGUAUUCACUGCUGUAUGUGUGAGCUUUUUGGACAGCCAUGGUUAGCACAAUGAUUGGUUGCUUCUCUUAGAGUUUAUUUAAAUUGUGCCAUGCAUGAGAUUAGUGUUUUAGUUAUUGAAAUUUUAUAUUAUUCAAAGUGGAGAGUCUUUAAUGUGCUAAAUAAUAUAAAAUAAUAUAAAUGGUAGAGUAUACUUGCAAGUAUACGGUCCUGGGUUAUUACUGGUUUCUAUGGUUAUGCAAACUUACAUAUGUCAAACUGCAGCUGAAGAUGAAAAGAUACUUUCCUUACUUUCAUUUACUAUUUGUACUAUAAUAGUGCCCAGAAGGUUGGUUAUAUAUGCCUGACAUUGUGACUUGAGAAUUUUACCCAGGCAGUUUCUCUAUAGAAAAUAGAAGUAACUUUUUCUGAAAGAAAUCAGUGCAAUCUAAGCUCCUUUCUGCCUCAAGCUCUCCUCUUUAAUGUACAGGCAAAAUAUUUGUUAAUACUAGCUUGCUUGUGCAUUUGAGGUGGUAUUUCUUAAAGCAAAAUGGGUGGUCAUACAAGGUAGAAGGUUUUUGUGUUCAGACUUUUACGCUCGUCUAAUUAAAUAUUUGUUACCUUUAUUUACACCUCCUAAGGAAACGCAUUCAAAUAAUUACCAACGCUCACAUGAGAUAUAAAUGUGUGUAGUUGUUACAGUGACAAUAAUGAAAAUGUGCAGAUAGUCACUGAGGGUAGGAAAGCUCUGUAGGCAAUGACUGAUUGGAGCAACAAGCCAAGGACAACUGCACGAGCUUCAGCAAGAGGAAAGGCUGGGGUCACAACGCCCCAUGCAGCACUCCAGGCUGGGCAGAGAGUGGCUUGAGAGCUGGUCAGCAGAAAAGAGACUUGGGGGUGCUAGUCAGCCCCUGGCUGGAUGUGAGCCUGCAGUGUGUCCAAGUGGUCAUGAAGGCCCAUGGCAUCUUGGCCUGUAUUAAAAAGUGAGGCCAGCAGGACCAGGGCAGAGACUGUACCCCUGUACUUGGCACGGAUGAGCCCACACCUGAAAUCCUGUGGUCAGUUCUGAGUCCCUUGUUACAAGAAUGACAUUGAGGUGCUGGAGCAAGUCCAGAGAUGGGCAAGAGUGCUGGGAAGGGUCUGGAGCACAAGUCCUGUGAGGAGCAGCUGAGGGAGCUGGUGGUGUGUAGUCUGAAGAGAAGGUGGCUCAGGGGAGACAUCGCUCUACAAAGAAGUUUCAAAUUAGAUAUUGUAAAACAAAUUUCACUGAAAGAGUGGUUAGCCGUUGGACUAAGUUGCCCAGGGAGAUAGCGGAAUCACCAUCUCUGGAAUCAUUUAUAAGUAGUCUGGAUGUGGCACUUGGGGAUAUGGUUUAGGCAUGAUUAUGGUUGGUGUUAGGCUGAUGAUUGUACUAGUUGACCUCGAAGGUCUCUUCCAACCUUGUUGAUUCUGUGAUCAAAGGCUGUUAGCUCAGUCUCUAAUAGAGUGUGGGAGCUGUUUAGAUCUCCUCUGCAGGAUUAAGUACUCAUUGGCUGCAGCUGAGUUUGCCUCUUCAAAACAUUUUUUUUUUUAAUAGAAAGAAAAAAUUGGAAAAUCUUCCACGCAAUCUGUAAAGUUGCCCUUUGGAUUCAAUUUUUUAAGUAAACUUUUCUCCCAUGUCCUGAUUCAGAAAAGCAUCUCAGCACAUACUUAAAAUAUGUUUCCUGAUGGACGUAUUUUAAGUCAUAUUUUAAGUUUGUGCUUAAGGUCUCUGGUUGAAUAAAACUGCUUUUCUGAACUGGUGCCUUAAUGGUUAUGUCUCCUAAAAAACCUAUACGUCUUUGUGGCUAUAUGGAUGUAAAAACAUAGAGCAUACUUUUCAAUUUGAGUGAAACCAAAAUUAUCUUUUCAGCCUUACAGUGGUGUGAUUUUUUUGUUUGUUUGUUUUUUGGGGAGAGGGGUAUUUGAAGUAGUUUGACUGGGGACUUGGAGAUGAGGCAGAUGUAUAGCAGAAAAUUGAUAGACAUAGCAUUGCCUUUCCCUGGUAUAUUCUACAGUGAGGUGUGAGCUGCUUGUGUAGAUUGUUUCAUCUCCUUCACAUUGCUUUAGAAUAGAGAUGGAGGGAGAGAAGGAAAAUUUGAAAAUACUGCUUUUCUAAAAAUCAGUUGAUAAAGGCAGAAGAAUUGUUGGAGGCAGAAUGAAGAGAAAGUAAUUGUUUCAGAAGUUGUCAUAUCUUGACAUUAAAUACCAUUGGGCGGGGGGGAGGGGUGGGGAUUCACAAGGCAUUAAUUUCUAAAGUAACAUAGCAUUUGACCCCACUUCCCACUAAUCAAAACAAAACUCUCAACCCCAGAAUACCCCUAGUAUUGUGUGGUACUUGUAUACAAAUGAAGUAUUCCUAUUUGAGCACACGGUUGCUGAGACACAGACAAAUGUGUGGUGUUAGAUUAUGGCAACCUGCAACUCUUCAAAAUCAGCUGUAUCUAAACAUUACUUUUUAUUAUCAAGCCAUAUAUCUUUUCACUAUAUUGUCUGCAUGACAUAAAUAUGAAACUUUAAUUUUGCAGGUACUGGGUAUGAGUUGACACAAUUGUCAUAUGUGCAUCCUUUACACUUACGUGGUUUCUUUCACCUUCCACAUAUGCACAGUUUUGUUUCUCGCUUAAUGGGUUGGCCACAUGCACUUGUGAAUGAAUGUUGUUAUGCUAUAUUUCAUUGCAUUUGUUAUGAAGUCCACUGAAGGAAAAUAGGAAGGAAGUUAUGUUUUUAUGCAAAUAUUCCACUGCUCUGCAUACAAUUCUUUAAGGGAAGGAGGGAGGAACAAAGGGGAGGAAAUAUGUUCGGACAAGUGAAGACUUGUUUUUUAUUUCAUGGACUGUGUGAUGGAAAGCACAGUUACCUGCUGCUAAAAACUGAACUGCAAGCAACAUAGUAAUAAUAUCUUUAAAUUGCCAAAUGGUGUGUUAUGAUACUGUUGCAUUUCUUUUGUUUAAUAUCAUUAUAUGUUUUCCCAUAACAGUUAUCCAUUUGUGUAUAGAUGUUUCCCAAAUAUUUAUCCUGUAGAUACAAAUUUCUGCUUUGGGAAGGAGUUGAGUUCUUUUCACAGGUUUGUAAGAAAGCCUUAGUUUAAAAUAUCUUCAUUAAAGGAAUUUUCUGCUUUAUAAGAGGAAAUUUAAUUAAAAAAAAAAAAAGGUAAAAACAAAGUUCCUGGGGAGGGGUCAGGAGUUGAACAGCUGUAGCAGUACAGUUCCUUGUAAGGAAGCAUAAAACCUUGUGUGUGCACACAUGUGUGUGGUUUUAAUUAGUGGAAAUACUUGAGGCUUCCUACUAACCCAAGUUUACAUUCCCAGAAUUUGUUUCUGAACUGUGAAAUGCAGAGAGAUAAGCUGUACUUUCUUCUGGAGAAAUAUUAACUGGUUUAGUUGCCCUCAUGUCCAUUUCUCAGGUAAAAUUAGAAAUAGAGCACAAAUGCAUUUGGUAGGCUACGGACAAUCUGUCAGCUAAAGGGCAGAAGGAUUAAGUAUUUAUACAAAAUAUGCAUAUCAGCACCUCUAAGCUAAUAAUUGGGUCAUGUUGGAUGUUCACAGUGAAUGAAAGGCAGACUUGAGAGUCCAAAGUGUGGUCCUUUCUGUUAACAAAAAGAUGCAGAUGUACCUCCAUUUGUAUUUCAUCAAUUCUUGAAAAAUGCAUUUUUAUUUUUAUUUUUGUUGAUAGUGAUUUUGCUAGGGGCACUUCUGCCAAAUAUAAAAUUGGUGCCUCUUGCAUGUAGUGGGAUCAGCCUGAUGUAUCCCAUUAGGUAUAAUUUGCAAUGGCAUCCUGCUUGUGUAAUUUAGAGUAGAACCCCACAGAAGUGUAAAUAGAGAUAGCAUAUUAAAUUUAUAAAUAACACUUAUGUUUUGAAUUCAGAAACAGUCACUGAUUAUGAGAUGCAAGCUUUUUAUGAUUUUUCUUUAAUAUAUAGUUAAGGCAAAACUGUCUUCUAAAGUAUUCUUAAGUUUUGUAGACAAAGCAUAAAUGUUAUUGUAUAUGUGCUAAUUGUGGCAAAGUUUUACAUUAUCAUUCAAGUUGGUUUUUACAAUAAAGUUAAUUUUACAAAAAAACACUUUUCUAUUUUUAUG